Penicillium antarcticum is the source of this 1269-nucleotide messenger RNA. RefSeq lists its product as uncharacterized. The transcript is spliced from 2 exons. NCBI's taxonomy places the organism in Eukaryota, Fungi, Ascomycota, Eurotiomycetes, Eurotiales, Aspergillaceae. The coding region runs from base 1 to 1269 and encodes 422 amino acids. The record is from RefSeq and is a predicted model, not a curated record.
AUGACCCUAACAGCCUCAAUCACUAUCACGGAGCCCCCCGUGCUACAAAACAUCCACCAUAUCAAUGGAAAGCUCUUUGGGCGAUCCAAAAAGGCUUUCCCAGCAGUAUGGAUGCGAUCAGGCACUUCAAAGGGACUCUUCAUCCACCGAAAAGACCUUCCAGCGUCGACCAAACUUUGGGAACCCAUUCUGGUAUCAGCUAUGGGCUCUGAAGGUGGAAAUGCAAAACAGAUUGACGGGGUUGGUGGCGCUACAUCUACGACAUCAAAGGUAGCAGUCGUUGCGAAGUCGCAAGACCCCAAUGUUGAUGUCGAAUACACAUUCAUCCAAGUAGCGCCUGAUCAAGCCAAGAUUGACAUGUCUGGGAAUUGUGGCAAUAUCGCCUCUGGUGUUGGGCCUUUUGCGCUUGAUGAGGGCAUUGUAAGGGCGAUUCCGGAACAGACAGAGAUUGAUAUUCGAAUCCUCAACACAAACACUAGACAGACUCUAGUGGAAACAGUCCAAGUAGCUCCCGAUGGAGGUUUCCAGGAAGAAGGCGACUUUCGUAUUCCCGGUGUCCAAGGCACGUCGAGCCCUAUCAAAGUCGCUUUUCUCAACCCAGGAGGCAGCAUGACAGGUCGAAUGCUUCCUAGCGGGGCAACACAGGAAAUCCUGACUGUUGAUUCACCAUCCGUGGGAAAGUUUGAUGUGCGAGUUAGUCUGGUUGACGCUGCGAAUCCCUUUGUCCUGGUUGAUUCAUCUUCGAUUUCCAUUACAGGUCACCCCUCAUGGCCUGACGCAAACGAUACGAAAUUUGUUUCCGUUGUCGAAGAUAUUCGCCGUACAGGCGCUGUGCGGUUCGGGCUGGCCGCGGAUAUAGAGACAGCGGGCCUAGUGCGAGGGACUCCAAAGAUUGCUUUUUUGUCUCCGACGGCUGAAGAUGACAAGGAGGCAGAUCUUACGGUUCUUGCUUUUACUAUGGGUAAGCCCCAUGCAAGUCUUCAGUUAACUGGUGCUGUAUGUCUCGGAGCGGCUGCAUCGGUUCAUGGAACUGUUGCGUGGGAUAUAACUGGGAGGAAAGGAAUGGAUAGAGUGCCGAAGCAUGGGAUGUCUUUGAACGGACAUGAUAUUGCAUCGCCGUUGCCAAUUGGCAUUCGUCACUCUGCUGGGGUGAUAUUUGUGGAGACGAUGCUGGGAAUGGACCAUGAAGGCGAAAUGAAUGUGGAAAAGGUGGCUGUCUUUCGAACGGCACGUCGGCUUUUUGAAGGAAAUGUAUUCUACCGAGCAUAG